Messenger RNA from Tauraco erythrolophus (red-crested turaco), 2166 nucleotides. The record is from RefSeq and is a predicted model, not a curated record. Lineage: Eukaryota; Metazoa; Chordata; Aves; Musophagiformes; Musophagidae.
GUGGCUUCCAAAUUCAUGCCGGUUUCCAGCUUGAUCAUCGGGGUGGAUUUGGUCCCCAUCAAGCCAAUUCCCAACGUGGUGACGCUGCAGGAGGACAUCACCACUGAGAAGUGCCGCCAGGCCCUGCGCAAGGAGCUGCAGACGUGGAAGGUGGACGUAGUGCUGAACGACGGAGCGCCCAAUGUGGGAGCUAGCUGGGUGCACGAUGCCUAUUCCCAAGCCAACCUGACCCUCAUGGCCCUGAAACUGGCCUGCGAAUUCCUUUGCAAAGGCGGCUGGUUCAUCACCAAGGUUUUUCGUUCGCGGGACUACCAGCCGCUCCUCUGGAUCUUCCAGCAGUUCUUCCACAAGGUCCAGGCCACCAAGCCCCAAGCCUCCCGCAACGAGUCUGCUGAGAUCUUCGUGGUGUGCCAGGGUUAUCAGGCUCCAGACAAAAUCGACAGCAAGUUCUUUGACCCAAAAUAUGCUUUCAAGGAGGUGGAGGUUCAGGCUAAGUCUGUUAGCGAGCUGGUCAGCAAAAAGAAGCCAAAGGCAGAAGGCUAUGCAGAUGGCGACACAACCCUCUACCACCGCUUCACGCUGAUGGACUUCCUCAAGGCUCCCAAUCCCGUGGACUUCCUCUCCAAGGCCAACGAGAUCACACUGGGGGACGGUGAGCUGGAGAAUCACAGUUCCACCACGGAGGAGCUACGUCAGUGCUGCAAGGACAUCCGUGUGCUGGGGCGCAAAGAGCUCAGGGCCAAAAAGCUGAAAGAGCAGGCGAAGGAGCUGGAUAUCAACUUGAGCUCUGGUGAAGAGGAGGAAAGCAAAGAGGAGGAGAAGGAGAAGACGACGUCGGCAAGAUCCACAGCUGAUGAGGUGGUGAAAGAGGAAGAGGAGGAGGUAGAGCAGGCAUUGGCAGAGAUGAAGGCCAAGGAGCUGGCAGAGUUAAAGAGAAAGAAGAAGAAGAUUCUGAAGGAACAGCGGAAGCAGCGUGAGCGUGUGGAGCUGAAGAUGGACCUCCCUGGUGUCUCCAUUGCGGAUGAUGGUGACACCAGCAUGUUCUCCCUCCGGACUAUCCACAGGACCCCGCUGCUGAAUGAGGUGACCCGGGGGGACAUGGCAUCGGCAGAUGCCCUCCUGGAGAUAGAACCUGGGGAGGAUGAUAUUUAUGUCUCAGAUCAUGAAGCAGAGGACGAUGAUGUGUCCCUGGCCAGUGAUCUAGACCCAGAGGAGCUGGUUGAGAUAGAGGCCCGUCAGCGCCGGCUGGAGCGGGAAAGGCGAGAGCAGGGUGAAAAGAGGAUGAAGUUUCAGCAGAAGGAAGAGGAGGAGGAAGGGCAGGAAGAGGAGAAUCCACUGCUGGUGCCCCUGGAGGAGAAGUCGGUGCUGGAGGAACGGCAGACCAGCCUGUGGUUCGGGAAGGACGCCUUUGCCGGCAUCGAGGACGACGCGGAUGAGGACCUGGAGCUGGGGCAGUCGCAGAUGUUGGCUGAGAGACAGCGCGAGUCUCAGAGAGAGAAAGCAACAAGGAAAGAGCAGAAGAAGAAGGAGAAAGCUCCUCCUCCAGAGGAAGCUACAGCUGAGCCCUUGCCUGCCGCAGACACAGGACCCGACACUGGUAAAGAGCAGGAUGAGCAGAGCAGCGACGACGACAGCAGCAGCAGCGACGACGAGAGGCCACCGUCACCAGUGGGCAGGAAGCGGGGCCGUGUUGAGCCAUGUGGCUUCGAGGUGGUGCCCAUUGAGAACCCAGUGAAAAGAGCCCGUGUGCUGGACGCAGAGGGCCUGGCACUCGGCUCCGUCAUCGCCACCUCCAGAAAGGCCCGGCGGGACCUGAUCGAUGACUCCUUCAACAGCCCCAUCAAGAAGGGGGCAGAGGCCAAGGCCCGCAAGAAGCGGCGGAUGCUGAAGAAGAUGGAGCAGAUGAAGAAGAAAGCGGAGGCCGUGGUGAGCACGGUGGAUAUCUCGGAGAGGGAGAAGGUGGCCCAGCUGCGGCGCAUCUACAAGAAGGCUGGGCUGGCCAAGGAGAAGCGGCAGGUCACCUACUUGGUGGCUAAGAAAGGCGUGGGACCCCGGGUGCGCCGUCCUCCUGGCGUCAAGGGCCAGUUCAAGGUGGUCGACAGCCGCCUGAAGAAGGACGUGAGGGCUCAGAAGCGCAAAGAACAGAAGAAAAAACGUCACAAGUGA